Messenger RNA from Trichobilharzia regenti, 767 nucleotides. The record is from the annotation of a GenBank genome assembly. NCBI's taxonomy places the organism in Eukaryota, Metazoa, Platyhelminthes, Trematoda, Strigeidida, Schistosomatidae.
AUUGAAUGGCACAACAUAAAAUACUGGCCUUAAGACAUUCAUGCCUGAAUACCCAUGAGAAGCCUUGCACAGAUGAUGAUGAUGAUGAUGACGAAUAUAUUUUCACUCUGAACAGCUCACCUGAGUUAUGCUUGUUGUGCAAUGAAAAGAUUGAAUGUGGAGAAACCAUCGAACUUCUUCCACCAGUUGCCAACGCACAUGUUUCAAUAAUAUUUUUAUCUUGUCCUGUCGCCAGAGUUGCAUUCAUUUUGUCAGACUUUGGCAAAAUGCUCAGUUAUCAUCCAGGUUCCAGUUUGCAUUGUGGAGUGGUAGACUCAAGUGGUAAAGUGCACAGUUUCACCUCUCAUUUUGGUAUACGUUGUGAUAUUGAUGGCUGGGAAGAGUCAGUUGUUAUAAACGUUGCUGAUGUUACUCAGUCUUAUGAUUUGACGUCGUCCAAGUGGGAUGAAAUCAUUUACAAAUGCAUACAUAAUCAGAGCUUUUCUUCAAAAAAUGGUGGGGACGAAACGUAUGAUUGCUUAGACUUUGUCAUUGACAUAAUAAACUCCACUGAAAGAGAAGAAAACGUCAACCGAAUCUCCGUAGCAUCAUGGCUUUCCGUAUACUUGGAACAUAUUUUGCUGUACAAAGACGUCCUGAAAGAACUUUUGUCGGGACCAGUGCAGGUGAUUCGAAAUUUUAAAGAUGCUUUCGCGAUCCAGCAUUGCAGGAGUUAAUAUUCUCAUGAUAAACCAGUUGCUGAGGUACCAUUUCCUAUUCUGGACUUA